Molecule: messenger RNA, 9039 nt
Organism: Mizuhopecten yessoensis (Yesso scallop)
Lineage: Eukaryota; Metazoa; Mollusca; Bivalvia; Pectinida; Pectinidae
Product: Krueppel-like factor 9
Exons: 3
Coding region: 309-1067 (252 amino acids)
Biological process (GO): regulation of transcription by RNA polymerase II
Molecular function (GO): RNA polymerase II cis-regulatory region sequence-specific DNA binding; DNA-binding transcription factor activity, RNA polymerase II-specific
Source: RefSeq, a predicted model, not a curated record
GGUUACGCCCACUGCACGCGGUCAGAACACGCAUAGCAUUGACCGACCGCACUUCGUUGAAUCCUACCGAGCUCUUGACUGACAAUCGAGGCAGACGACAACUUCGAUGAAAAUUUCUUGGGCAAGGCUAUGUUUACCAUUCAAUUCAUCGAGCGCUUAUCCACUGCUGAUGUCAUACCGUAGCACUUUUUGUUUCGUCUGGUUGUGAAACACAACAAAGGAAGAAUAUAAACAUCCGGAAACCGUGCUACAUUUUCAUCGACAUUUCUGAUUAUAAUCAACGGAUUUAAUUGUUUUUUUUAGAAACUAUGGCUUUACAAGAAGUACCAAGGAGGGAUUUUGAUACAGAUUUGGCUGCGCAGUGUUUAGUUGCGAUGUCAAAUCCAUAUGUUGUUACGGCAGAACCAGCUGAUUGUAAAAUGGCUUCUUUCGAAGCUAACGACGUAACUACAACAGACUCGAACUCUUUGGUCAUGUUAGCUCGAAUAUUGACGGACUUGAGCAAAUUCAAACAAGAGCCAAUAGAUCAUGAUUAUAUUAGCAGUGAGUUGAAGAGCUAUAAUUACAGAUCAGUGCCAAAUGACGAGAAUUUCUUGGACACCAACACGCCACGAAAACGAAAGCGCUCAAAGCAUGGUACCACGCCCACUGACUGUAACACUGAAGAUCACAGUUACAAUAAAGGACGUACUGGUGGGGCCAAGAAAGUUCAUAAAUGUUCAUUUAAAGGAUGUGGCAAGGUGUAUGGGAAGAGUUCACAUCUUAAGGCACAUCUUCGGACCCAUACAGGUGAACGCCCUUUCCCAUGCAGCUGGCCAGCCUGUGAGAAAAGAUUUGCCAGAUCUGACGAGUUAGCACGCCAUAUAAGAACACACACAGGUGAGAAGAAAUUCCAGUGUCCUUUGUGUGAGAAGAGGUUUAUGAGGAGUGACCAUUUGAACAAGCAUGCUCGUCGCCACCCAGAGUUUGAGCCGGGGAUGCUGAAGCGUAUGCGGCAGCCAGUGAAACAGGAGUCGACCAGUAGUGAUGGUGGGGAUCAGUCGGCCUCCAGCCCAGGCAUGGUGUGAGACGCAGCUCACAGAAUACACAUUAUCACAAAGACUGUUGGCUGAUAUCAACUUCAAAAUGACAAUUAUCUACAUUGCAAAUCAAGUCAACGCAGAAGAGCGACUGUCUACAGUACUUGCAUUUGAUUAUUUAUUUUCUACCUUUCAAAUCAAGUCAAUGUUGAAAUAAUUAUUGGCUACUUUAAGUAAGUCAGUGUCAGAUUAACGACUGUAUGCAGUGAUUACAUUUGUUAAUGUCUGAACAAUUAUUGUCUACAUUAAAACUCAGUCAGUGUCUCACUGUCUGGAUGGUAGUUCAUCAGGAAACUGCUCAAGUCCAUACCAGAAUGACAGUUGGUGUAUGGAUAACAACUUAAGCCCUAUUCAAAAUCAGAAUAUUUUUUUGGAAUCCAUCACUUCAAGUCCGGGGCUGAUAUUAUUUUGUAAUAUUACAUGUACAAUAGCAUUAUGUGGAGUGAUGUAAAAAUAUUCACACUUACAUUAUGAUGUCAUGUCUAACAUCAAAUUUAAUUUGAUUGGAGAUGUUAAAUCAUGUUUCUUGUUAGAUAUCUCUACUUACCAUAAAUCAUCGCUUGUUGGAUAUCCUCUAUACUUCUAUUAUUCUAUUCAAAUUGAAAUAAUUUAUUAUUAGUCUAAAGUAAGAUACGAAUAAAUAAUUGGCAAAUUUGUUAUCAAAAGAAUCAAGUUUAAUGCUAAUUGAAUGCUGUCUGCUAUUAAACCUUGAUCUUUGUGGUAAGUAGUUAUGAAAAUCACUGCUUUUGUCAAGCAGAUGACUUUGACCUCCUAAAAACAUCUUAAUGACUUGAACACACAAGUUGCAUAAUUCCUCCACAAUAAAUUAACUUUGUGAGUUGAUCUAGACAGUGUACAUGGAGUACAUGAGCCUGUUGAUAUCUGUUACACUGUUUAUAACUCAUGUACAGAACAUGGACUUUAUAUAUACUGUGUAAGAUAAGGGAGCAUAUUUAUUGUUGCAAAGUUUUAAAAUCUGGGUUUUAUCAGUUUUUAGAUGAGUACCUGGAAUUUCCUUUUUUUUGCCUUUAUAUAUAUAUAGGCUAUUUGUCUGACUUGCUGUAUCUGGAAAGCUGUGUUAUUUAUAAGUGAUACCUCUUAUAGCAUAUCAAGCUAUUGUUACUUCAUGUACCUAAAAUAUAUAUUUAAUAUAGCAGGGUUGAUAUAUAUUUAAAGGAACAGAAAUCCACCUGUUAAGUGUAGUAUUUGAAUGGUCUAACAUCUAGGCAGAUUUACCGAUACAAUGUAUAUAUACAUUUUAAGAUUCAUUUAACUGUCCAGUGAUAGAAUUAUCAUUUAAGUGUCAUCAUGACCAUCAGCAUUUCCUACAGUACCAGGGUAUUUGGUCAUUGUCCCAGGUACACUUAAUUACGAUUAUGUUAAAGGAGUUUGCUGUAUAUGGUAGUUUAAUACGAUUGUUCCAACACAUUUGCAUACUUGCCAACUUUUCAAAAUGUCUAUCGGGAGAUACUGUGUAUUCGGAAUUAAAAGCAUAAAUAUGAGGUAUGAAAUAUGUAUCAUCAGAUCUAAGAUAAAAUAAUUGGUUUAUACAAUUCACCGGUUUAAAAUGUUCAAUUUUUAGGGUCCAAAAUCAGGAGUUUCUCUCCAAAAUAGCGUGAGUUGGCAAGUAUGCGUUUGUACAAGUACAGUAACUCCUUAUGUACAUUUUGUUAAUAAUCUGUAAAUGUCAGAAACAUCUAUGUUACAUUCAUAAUAAUAUUACUGUUACAGUUUUUCCCUCGAAUAUUAAUUUCUUAAUGAGGAGCCCUUACUCCUUUGGCCUAAAUGUCUUGCCACCAUUAAUUACUAGCAGAAUGUAUCUUUAAAGGGAGGUAAAUCUGUUGAACUUAAAUACUUAAUUUUGCUGCAUUAUGAUAUGGGUCUCUUUAUUCUGCAUAAAAUAUGGUAUGUUUCAGACAAUUCACAAAAACACAUAAAAUCAGGCAUCAAAACAUUGUAUUUAAGUCAGUAGUAGUCCUGUGUGCAAAAAUCUAUGGAUAAAAAAACGAUUGGAUCAUGAAGUAGGUUUCUUAUCAGAGGAAGAUACAUCGUGUUCAUUAAUAACAAGUGAAUGUAUGAUAUUUUAAAGGAAAAUUUUCUGUCAAUAUUUUUAUAAAAAGUGAUGAUCAGGAUUUGAUAACCACUAAAAAUAUGUUGUAAGGAGUUACCUACUUAACCCUUUCACCCCUAUGUGACUUUAAUAAACUCUACCAUAAAGUGAUCUUGAUGAGUCCAUUAUGGUCUACAGUUAAAAUAAAAAAAUUAAGUCAAAGCAGGAAGCCAAAAAAAACAAAACUGCACCAUAUAGCCAUUUUGUGCAUUUAGGACUCAUUAGUGUUACUUGAAGCCAAAAGAUUAAAAAUCCAUGUCUUAAAUGUUCCGUAAUCUGUGCAGAAAGGAAUGUGAUAUAUUUCUGUGAUUUUCCUACGAAGUGCUAUUUAUGAUACAAGGGAAACAUAUAGUGGUAUGUGAACUUUGAUAAAAACUAUACAGUGUUAUUAUAUAUAAUUUACUAAGAAUGAUACUGAAUCCAACGAAGAAUACAGUCUACUCUAAUACUACUUACAAUAUACUUCUAAAGUAUUAUGAAGUAUCAAUUUUCAUAUUAACUAAUUAAAAAAAAAGCUGUUCAAACAUAUUUGAUCAGUGAAUAUCAAAUUCAAUUCAUAUUUGAUUGGAGCAUAAAAGCAAUCACUAUAUAGUUCUAAGCUUUAAAACAAGAGUGUAUUUUUUCAUUUUGUGACAAAAAUUAAAUUACAAGAAUCUUGUCUACUUGCUAGUGUUCAUUCAUGUGUAAAUAAGAUAUCUAUAAAGAUCAUCCGUGUUUGAUUGUACUGGUAACAGUAUCAUUUAAAUGUUUUUGUCAUGUAUAUUUUUGUCGACGUUUUGUAGCUCACAUUGCCAAAGGCCAUAGUGAGCUUAUUUUGUGAUGUUCAUAUUUUAUUUUAAAAUGUCUCAUAAAAAUCAAACAGUAAGAUUAUCAGUUGUUAUGUCCUUAAAAUAUAUACAAGUUGUUAUCAUUGAUAUUGUAAUGUCACUGUUAGUGGAAGGUGCUGAGCUAAAGAAACAAGUGUGAGAGGUUAGAGAGAAAGAGAGGAGGUAUGGAGGAACAAAAUCCAGUAGAAAACUGUUACAUGUUGCCUCAGUUAUGUUUUAAGAACUCAUUCGAGUCAAAUAUCCUGUUCAUCUCUUCUGAUUUAACCAGUUUGAGUAGCCUUAUUUUUUUGAGAUCAUUCAUCAAUACUAAUAUCUCAUUUUGCUGAUUUUUGUGAAAUAAGGACACAGUUACGUGUUGGACAGUAAAGUUCCUUGUAAGGGUUGUUACGAAUGUUUAUUGGCAAUGUGUAACAGAAAAGCAGGUUGGAGUCGAGGUGGGAUUGGUGUGAUAUUGGUUUGUUGUGAUAUAUUAUAUAUGAAAUGAAAGGAUUUUGUGUUACUGCAGUUGAAGUAGGUUGGGUUAGUGGAGUCUCAUUGCAGUUAGAGAGAACAGAGUGUGAAAUGAGAGAUUGUCUGUACAGUCCCAUUCUAUGAUAAACGUUUUUGGGCCUUGAGGGCUAGGGCUAAAGAUGUUUUGAACUGUUUUGUAUAAAACAUAGAUAGUUGGACUGUAAUCGUGUUCUUUUUCACUCUGGAUGAGUGAUACUUAACACUUCAGAAACAGGGUUGAUGGUAUUGUCGUUGUUCAAGUUUGAAUCGUGAAGCUUUAUGAAAUGUGAUUUUAACCAAAGAGAUUUUGUGAUAGGUCAGUAGUAAGGGGAGAUAACCUGACAGGCAGUGUUCAGUGAAGUAAAUAUAAAGCCAGUCACACAUGUGUUUGUUUGACUAACAAAAUUCCAUUUGGCACCUAAGAUGUAAUAGAGGAUUAACUAAUCAGAUGACUUCCUUAAGGGAGUAUGAUUUUAUUAUGUUAUAAUCUUUCAAUAAGAAAACCAAAUAAUUCAUGAUCUUUUUCUGUUCGUCUGCCACAUACUGGAACUGUUAUUAACUGGAGAAUGGUAUGUUUAAGACAUGUUUUGAAGCAUUCCUUGACAGGGCCUAUAGCUGUUGUGGGAGAGAAUUUCUCAGACUGAUAAUCUCUCAGAGUCUGUUGUAUAGAUUUGGUUAAUUGACCGAAUUUUGCACUCAUUGACAAUUGUGAUAGGAACCAGCUAGUGGACACAUUAUUGUGGUGCUUUGUGAAAGUUUGGGACUGUUACAUUAAGAGGCAUUUGAACAGAAGUUCAGACUAAAAAUGUAUAUUUUUAUGUAGUUAGUUUUCUUCUGGCUGAUAUGGUGUAAAUACUUAUACAUAUAGUUAUAUGCUUUUUAUUUUGUUUUGUUUUUAAAUUUGUGAUACAUUUAUGAUAUAACAUUUUGGAAUGUGUUUUGUGUAAUAUUUCAUCGUUAAAUAUUUCGAUUUAGCUCACCUGAAGUUAGUGCAAGUACAAUUCUUUUGGAAAGAGAAAGUACUAUCUACUUCAGUGUUGAUACAUUUUGUAGAAUAAGGACUGUGUCAUGCUUUGACAAUGGAGGAUUACAAUAUAUUUUUAUUUGUCUUUUCAUAUCGGUGGUAUUUGUGAAUUACUGUACCCACUUGAAUUCCAUUACAUUGACAAGAACACAAUCUUCUUAUGCUCACUGAAUCUCUUGUUUAUAAGAAAAGCUGUACUUUGACGUUUGAUAUUUUACUGUUAUACAUAAAAAGAAUCCCUGUGAAAAAUUACAAUAUGUUAAUUUCAUGACAGAAAUACAGAAUUAUGGAAUCACAUUUGAUCUCAGAAGUAUUAAUAAGAGUUUACCCAGUUUCAAUACCGCUAUCAUCCUAAAUACACAUGCAGAAAAAGAUUGUUGUACAUAAUAUAUAUUUCAUGUUUGAAACAUUCAUCCAUCCAUCCAUCAACGUUUUUGUGGUUAUGACCUCACGAUUUGGAAAGUAUUGUCAUGUGUUUGUGAGCGUGUGGAUGCAUAUAUGUAUCGGUACACAUGUGUACCAGUGAAGCUAAUGAAAUUGCAUGUGUAGAUACAGUGGGCCAUAUGGAAUUUAUAAGGUAUCUGUACACAUGUGUACUAGCCCAAUUAGUGAGAUUUAGUAGGUAUUGGUCUACAUUUGUAUAACUUCAGCUAGUAGGUCCAUUUGGGUCUACAUGUGUACAAGUUCAGAAAGUGAGAUUUAUUAAAAAAAAAGUGGGAUAUGGUCACAAAAGGGCAGAAAUAAUCACAAGCGUAUCAUACCUUCACCAAGAUGUUGUUGGUUUGGUGAGUGUUUUUUCACAACUGCAAUAAUUAAUUAUUUAAGAAUAACAAUAAGGAAAACCAGGGUUCUCAUUUACAAAGAUUAAUAAAAUCACUUUCAAGAAUAAAACAUGUAUUUGUACACAAUAUUGCAAUUCUACUUUGGAGAGUUUAUAUUUUUGAAUUAUAUAAAUUCGUGAUCAGAACAAAAAAUACAAGUACCACAAAAAAAAUCUCAUAGAGAGGUAUAUGAGACUGUUCAAUAUAAGUAAAGUAGGGUGAAGUCGAAACAAUAUAAAGUUGUUUUAGGAAUAAUAUCGUUAGCACCCCGAAAUGAAAGCAGCACACAUUAUAAAGAAACAUACCGGUAAAUAAAAUAUCAUUGACCUAGCUACAUAAUGUAUAUUUUGCAGAGAUAAUCAUGUUCAGUGUCAUAGUUUAUAAGUUGGAUAUUUUAAAUUGUUAAAUAGCUGAUGUCAUCAAAAUAUAUAAGGGAUUGGUUCAGGAAAGUUGUUACAAUUUAUAAUAAAUGGAUGCUUGGGUCUAAAUUAAUUGUUGCUAACAUGAUGUGGACCUCAGGUAAAAUGUUGGUGGGGAUCACAAAAAAUGCCCCACUGCCCCAUCUCACUCACUUUUAUUUCUGAAAUUACACUUACUAUAAAUAUAGGCUUAAUGGAAUAAAUUUUACUCCAAGAUAAUGGCUAGUUUAUGCAAUAAACAUAUCGGGGUGUUUGAAAACAUUUCUUACGUUUAAGAAUAUGUUGACUUACAUUUUCACCUGCUUUCCUUAUGUAACUGAUAACACAUUUGAAAGAUACAUUACACAUAUAUAUUGCUAGCUUACUAAUAGCACACUUGAAUGGUACAAAACACAGACAUUCUGAAUCUCCGGUAAUUCUAUUUUUGUGUUAAUGUUGAUUCAUUUUUAAGAGAGACAAAUCCUCUGAAUUAUUAGUGUAAGGUAGCAUAUAAUAUACGUUAAUAAGAUAUUUUAAGUGCUAGUGAAUUGAAUGUUUAUGAUGACUACCCAUUGAAACUGCAAGAUAAUCUACUCGUGUAUCUGUGAUUUGCAGUGUUAAUUCAGUAUUUCACCAAAGUGUGUGCUGGAUAUUUAUUGACGGCUAUAUUACAUGUACAUUGCACGUGUCAGGGUAAACUACAGGUGUGUCGCCAUUUGAAAGCUUUAUUACACAUGUCACACGUGGCAGGAAUAAUUAAUUCUUUAUCUCAGGGACUAAUAAAUGGUAAUAAUGACAUAAAUUAACGCACAGUCAUUAAAGAGACUUGGAUCUCAGUGGUGAUAUUGAAUAUUCUGGAGCAAUAAUUAUUUCAUGGAAGAAGACAGAAAAAACAUGUGAUAUUAUUUUAUAUCGUUGACAUAAUGAAGUUGUAAAUGCUAACAUAGAAAAUCUCUAAGGCAUACAAUAACAGAAAAAAGGAAAUGUUAUGAAAUGCCGUUUUGUUAUUUUAUGGGAGAAAAUCUCGUUUGAAGGAAAAAUUACUAUCUUCAAAUAUGGUAAUGAUAUCUAUAGUUUCAGCAUUAUAUUGAAAUCUAAACAGAUUUUGUUAUUUCUGACGCUAGUUGUACAUUCCAGAAAUUAAAGUGUUAUUUCAUAAAACGGAGUUUAAAAUACAAUGAUGUUGCCUAAAUAUUGUUUUUUUUAAUCAGCAUUACUCUUGCCAUUCUUAAGAUGUUAUGUCGAAACGUUUUUUCCCAGUAAAUGAUAUGAUAUUCAUAUUCCGGAAACAUUUAUGAUCAAAAGCAUAGAAAGCCGUAGCAGUACAUUUUUUGAGGAUGAAACCAUGAAUAACAGUUAAACUACGCUGUCUCGAAAAAUAUACAUCGUAUGUAUCCAUCUAUAUGUUUGAAUCUCCUAUCCAAAUAUAUAUGUGUGUUACUCUACCUGUCCGCUUGUAUGCUAGGUUUUGUUAGUAAAUUAUUGCUUAUUGUCGGAAGAGUUUAAAGGAGAUGGUUAUACCGUGGAGUUGGUUAUAUAUAUAGAUUACACAUAGCCAUUGUGUUAAAUAAGUUUAAUGUGGUUUAAAUCAACUUAAAAUGAACCUAUUUGGAACAUUCUUGUUUCUUGUAUUGAUAUUAUUUUAAACGAGACUGGUAAGUGUGGUCAAAAUGUAUUAUUACCUGUGCUGUAAAGACUUGCGUCUCAAUUUUAGUUAUACAUAACUUGUACCGACGGACAUUUAUCUAGUCUUGAAAACUCGUUACCAAUGUCAUCAAACAUCUUGGUUACCAGGAUGACUGGGAACCAAUUCCAAAAACUAGUUCUGACAGCAAAGUUCUCAGUUGUUGCUAACCACAAAAAUACCGAUAUUUCGUCCAUAACUUUUGAUUAAAUGUUAGGUUUGUAUUCUUGGAAUAUUGCACCCCCGCUAGACAUAGCAUUUUUUUGUAGAUUUUUAUGAUAUGUUCAUUAACGAUUCAUGCUUUUUUAACCGGCCUUUUGUUUAAAUAAGAAAAAAAUGCAUGGUAUGCAGCAUAAUUUUUAGCAUAAAACUGGUUGUCGUUAUAUAAUGCAACAAUCGUGUUUCUAAACGUUAUUGAAACAGAUAUAUAGCUGAAUAGAAGUAUAUGACCAGCGAGAUAUUCCUGUGCUGUACUAAGUAUGUCAUGGAUAUGAGUUUAACUAUAAUUUGUAUUGUGUUUGUAUUUUGAAAAAAUGUUGACAUUGAGAGUUGUUCAUAAUUAUCCAAUGUGUCUUAAAAAUCCUCGAAAUAAAAUAUAUGUAUAGAA